Orbilia oligospora ATCC 24927 is the source of this 4686-nucleotide messenger RNA. RefSeq lists its product as uncharacterized. Gene Ontology annotation, molecular function: guanyl-nucleotide exchange factor activity. Bases 1 to 4686 code for a protein of 1561 amino acids. Lineage: Eukaryota; Fungi; Ascomycota; Orbiliomycetes; Orbiliales; Orbiliaceae. Gene Ontology annotation, biological process: regulation of ARF protein signal transduction. The record is from RefSeq and is a predicted model, not a curated record. The transcript has 9 exons.
AUGGAGGAAAGCGACGCCCCUCAGCCAUCUAUUCGUUUAUCACAGGACUCCGAAAACAUAGCAAUUCCUGCCCCAGCGACACCGGUCUCGCCAUCUGCAGACGGCACCGAAUCUUUAAACCUUGAACUCGCACACUCUUUUUACGGGAAUCCGCGUGCAUCUGUUCAAGUAGCUGUCGACCCUGUAGCUCUUAUCACCAAUGAGUGCAUUACAGUUACUUCGGCCAUGCGCAAGAACGCGCGCUGGGCUCAAAGCUCUGUGGCUGCGAUACUAGGUGGCGGUGGUGUGGGUGAACCUGGGCUUAAUAGUCCGACUCUAUCAGUCCCUAGCGGUGCAUCCACUCCCCGAGGGGGUUCCUUACGGGCUCCAAGUGGGAGAAGAGCUGCUUCGACUGAUAGUCGACCAGAAACCUUGGAGAAAGGGCUUGAGAAAGAGGAUGAAAGCAGAAGUGCUACUCCCAUAGAUGCCACUUUAGCCGGCAGGUGGGGUUUGAGGGGAAAGCGUGGAAAGAGUAUCCAGGAUAAUCCAUUGAUCGCGGCUUUCUCAAAACUAAGAAGGGAUCUGCUUUCUUGCAGAGAUAUCCGAACUUUUGAUACACCUUCACUGCUACAUCCUUUCCUCCAAGUGGUUCGGUCGUCUUCUACAUCAGGACCAAUUACUUCUCUCGCUUUAAUAGCUAUCACAAAAUUUUUCUCAUACAACCUUAUAACACCCGCCUCCCUACGCCUACCGUUAGCAAUGCAACUCUUAUCCUCAGCGAUUACUCACUGCCGUUUUGAGGCUUCGGACUCUUCUCAGGACGAGGUUGUACUCCUUAGAAUAUUAAGGCUAAUGGAAGUCAUGAUGUAUGGACCUGGCUCCGGGGUCUUAGGCGACGAGAGCGUAUGCGAAAUGAUGGAAACGGCGUUGAGUAUAUGCUGUCAAAUGAGGCUUUCAGAAGUUUUGCGACGGUCUGCAGAGAUGAGCAUGGUCACAAUGUGCCAGGUCGUUUUCGAAAAGUUAAAGCAUUUGGAGGUCGCAGUAGAGAUCCCCGGUCAAAAACCUGAGGAAUCCACGGAGCCAAAUGAAAAUCUCAAGGUUGAACCUUCAGUUAAUGGCGAAACGGCAGCUGCAACACUGAAUAAUGUCCGACCCUCUGCAGAGCUAGAUCCAGAGGAUUCGACACAGGACGCAGAUAACCAGGUCAAACCAUAUUCGUUGCCUUCGAUACGGGAGCUUUUCAGAGUAUUGGUAUCAUUGCUAGAUCCGCACAAUAAACAGCACACAGAUACGCUCCGUGUGAUGGCUAUGAGGAUCCUCGAUGUCGCCUUCGAGGUUUCUGGAUCCGCAAUUACAAAACAUCCAAGCCUAGCGACCCUAGCUCAGGAUAAUUUAUGCCGAUAUCUCUUUCAAUUGGUCCGCUCAGAUACUAUGCCAAUCCUUCAAGAAUCUCUGAGAGUGACGGGCACACUUCUAGCAACCUCCCGCUCCGGCUUGAAACUCCAACAAGAGUUGUUUUUAGCCUACGUGGUAGCAUGCCUUCACCCAAAGAUUGAGAUCCCUCGAGAAGCCGGGAUCGACCCAAUCCUAUAUGAAGGUGUCCCACAAGCACCAAAAUUAUCAAAACCUUCUAACUCACCCGCGCCCCAGGCUGCAAAUGGAAGAAAUAGCCCGGCACCGCCGAGGGAACGACAAAGGUUAGGGUUAGAAGGUGGCACGCGACGACCAGAUGCAAGAGAGGCAAUGGUAGAGUGCAUUGGGGCACUUGCCAGGAUACCCAGCUUCAUGGUAGAACUCUACGUGAAUUACGACUGUGACAUCGACCGAACCGACCUUUGUGAGGAUGUCAUUGGAUUUUUGUCACGGAACGCGUUCCCAGAUUCAGCAACAUGGAGUACAACCAACGUACCCCCCCUUUGUUUGGAUGCUUUGCUUGGAUACGUGCAGUACAUCUCGGACCGAUUAGACAAUGUCGCUAUAUCAGAGGGCUAUCCAGACCCACAAAUCUUACGGCAACAGCGAGAUAAGAAACAACUAGUCAUCGCCGGGACCUCGAAAUUCAACGACUCCCCUAAGAAAGGUAUCGCAUUCCUCGUUCAGAACGGCAUAAUUAGCGAUGUGGAUGACCAUCUAUCGGUAGCCAAAUUCUUGAAAGGGACAUCAAGAGUAUCGAAGAAACAGCUUGGCGAAUAUCUUACGAAAAAAGACAAUGGCCCGGUACUCAAUGCUUUCCUGGAUCUGUUCGAUUAUAAGGGAAAGAGAUUGGACGAAGCAUUGAGAGAACUUCUUGGGUCAUUCAGAUUACCUGGAGAAUCACCACUCAUCGAGAGAUUGGUCACUAUUUUCUCAGAAAAGUAUCACGACCUGUCACAGACUGAAGACAUUGACAAUAAAGAUGCAGUAUUCGUAUUGACAUACGCAAUCAUUAUGUUGAAUACCGACCAACACAAUCCAACUGUCAAGACUCGCAUGGCCAUAACGGAUUUCACCAAAAACCUUAGAGGUGUCAACGGUGGCAAAGACUUCGCUCCGGAAUUUCUUGAAUCAAUUUUCGAAACCAUUAGAACCAAUGAGAUAAUCCUGCCAGAAGAACACGACAACCAGCAUGCAUUCGACUAUGCCUGGAAAGAACUCCUGAUGAAAACUCAUAGUGCCGGGGAUCUUAUCCUCUGCGAUACCAACAUUUUCGACGCGCCAAUGUUUGCAUCAACAUGGAAGCCCAUCGUCGCAACCCUUUCAUAUGUAUUCAUGUCUGCUACCGAUGAUGCUGUGUUCACGAGAGUGAUUACGGGCUUCGAUCAGAUCGCAAAGAUAGCAUCAAGAUACCAGCUAUACGACUGCUUGGACCGUGUGAUCAGAUGUCUAAGCUUGAUAAGCACACUUGCCACUGAAUCUCCGCCCAGCACCAAGCUAAACACUGAGGUUCAAGUUAACGAUAACAGUGUUAUGGUCAGCGAAAUGGCGGUUAGGUUUGGCCGCGAUUUCAAAGCUCAACUGGCCACUGUUGUUCUAUUCAGAAUCAUCACAGGCAAAGAAGUCACAAUCAGAGAAGGAUGGAAUCAGGUCGUUCGAAUAUGGUUAAACCUAUUUGUCAAUUCCUUAAUACCUCCGUUCUUUUUGCCUGAUGAAAACUCGCUGGAUCUUCCGCCAAUACCUUUAAGGAAUCCUUCACAUGUAAUUGAAAGAAGGAACGCUCCAAAUAGCUCAGGCUUGUUUUCAACGCUAUCGAGCUAUCUUUCAAGCUAUGCAGCGGAUGAUCCCCCGGAGCCGUCUGAUGAAGAACUUGAAAGCACACUUUGCACUGUUGAUUGUGUAAAUUCGUGCUAUUUAGGUGACAUCUUCGCCAAUGUAGUGAAUAUGGACGAAGCCUCUACAGCUGCCCUGAUGAAAGCUCUUCUAUCACAACUCCCAGAGGAAAGUUCGCCGGUCGUCAUUAUCAAGCACGAACUGCCUGUCAUGCCACAAAACGCACAACCUACACCAGAAAGAAAAGACCAAAUAUAUGAUCCGGCUGUCCUCUACGUAACAGAGCUGGCAACUUGCUUAGCCCUACGAACCCCCGAGUCAGUCCAAAAAUUCGGCCCAGACGUCGCGGUCUCCCUCCAAAAUAUCAUCCGCGGCGCAAAGCAGGCACACCCUCUUGUCGUUGCCCGGUGCAUAUACUACCUCCUCGCCGUGCUCAAAGCUGGGUAUGAAUAUGAAUUCGUCAGAGCGCCGGUUAUCUUACACUCCAUUGUCACACUGGAUAAACAAUUGCUUGAUAAAUGUUCGGAGCCAAUCGUCAAGGGUAUUCGUAGUUGCAUCGAUUCCACCACUCCGCUGAAGUCAGAAAUCAUAAGCUCCCCGGAUUUCUGGUCUUUGUUGCGACUACUGGCCACCAACCCCGAAAUUUCGGCCGAAGUUUUUGAUAUUCUUGAUUUGGUGGCGAUUCAAAAUCCUUUGAAUGUCACCGCAGACAACUAUGUUGCUGUCGUGACGGUAUUGAAUGACUUCGCGACUGCAGGCAGCAUCGGAGCUAAAUUCGAGCAAAUCCAAGACCGAAUGAAGAAAGGCAAGAUCACAAAGGUGACGGAAAGACCUGAUGCCGACGUUGUAACCCGCGGUACCAAAGCCGCACUAGGCAUUUACAACCUUACCACCCGUGUCCCGGCUCUCAUUGAAAAAUCCCACCUCGAACAAACCGAGGCUUGGUCCACUUAUUGGUCCCCCAUAUUUCAAGCACUCUCCACCCAAUGCAUCAACCCCUGUCGUGAAAUCCGCCACAACGCCUUCAGCAGUCUACAGCGUGCCCUGCUCUCCCCAGAACUGGCCAGCAAAGAUCAUAAAGAAUGGACAGGAAUCUUUGGCGAUGUCAUGUUCCCACUUAUUACGAUGCUACUCAAGCCCGAAGUUUAUCAAAGCGACCCUAGGGUGUUGUUGAGUGAGUGGGACGGUAUGCUGGGGUUGUGGUUGAGGAUCUUGGAUAUCAUGGAUCGAUUAAUGAAUAGUGGACAAAGCGAUCACUUAGAAGAAGCAGUCCCCGAAUCCCUCAAAAACGUCCUCCUCGUCAUGUCAGGUGGUGGAUUCCUCCUCCCACCGUCACAACAAGAAGCCGGAAACGAAAAGCAGAAGGAGUUAUGGAACCAAACCUGGAAGCGGCUUGAACGCUUCCUACCAGAUUUAUACAAGGAGCUAUACCCCGAGGGCGCAAAUAAGACGGAAAAUUAG